Messenger RNA from Marmota monax (woodchuck), 675 nucleotides. RefSeq names its product mitochondrial ribosomal protein L51 (gene Mrpl51). Gene Ontology annotation, cellular component: mitochondrial large ribosomal subunit. The coding region runs from base 156 to 542 and encodes 128 amino acids. NCBI's taxonomy places the organism in Eukaryota, Metazoa, Chordata, Mammalia, Rodentia, Sciuridae. Gene Ontology annotation, molecular function: structural constituent of ribosome. Gene Ontology annotation, biological process: translation. The record is from RefSeq and is a predicted model, not a curated record. The transcript has 3 exons.
ACUGCGCCCAAAGCUGCCUGGGUAAGGGCCAAGAUGGCCGCCUCCUGCCUGGUACCUGUGUGAGGCCAGUGGAGACGGUGCCAUCUCUUUUGAGGUCACGUCUGGCCCUCAUACUGGGACUUUUUUGGUAUGCCGUUGAGAGACAGUCUAGAGUAAUGGCAGGGGUUCUCUCUUGGGCAGGUAGAAGCUUGUGGGGCUGGAUGCCCUACGCAUGCAGAAGCUUCUCUAUGGGUGUUCCGCGAUUGACCAUCCGUAUAAGGCUCACCCUCCCGCCCCCCAAAGUGGUUGAUCGGUGGAACGAGAAGAGGGCCUUGUUCGGAGUAUAUGACAACAUCGGGAUCCUGGGGAACUUUGAAAAGCACCCCAAACAACUAAUCAAGGGCCCCAUAUGGCUUCGAGGCUGGAAGGGGAACGAAUUGCAGCGUUGUAUCCGGAAGAAGAAAAUGGUUGGAAAUAGAAUGUUCUUUGAUGACUUGCAUAACCUUAACAAACGUAUCAGCUAUCUCUAUAAGCACUUUAACCGACAUGGGAAGUAUCGGUAGAUCGGAAAGCUGGGAACUGUGGAAGAGGCAUCCAUCUGUAGCACUCUGAAGAAGGGGAACAGAACUUUUCCUUAUGAGGAAAGGAUUUUGUUUUCUCUCUGUAAUAAUAAAAUGUGGCUUCUUUGGAAUCUGA